Messenger RNA from Cicer arietinum (chickpea), 1639 nucleotides. RefSeq lists its product as uncharacterized. NCBI's taxonomy places the organism in Eukaryota, Viridiplantae, Streptophyta, Magnoliopsida, Fabales, Fabaceae. Gene Ontology annotation, molecular function: zinc ion binding. The record is from RefSeq and is a predicted model, not a curated record.
AUGUACUAGUUUCGCAUUUGGUAACAAACUAUUAAAAGAAUGAGAUCACAUCAUAUCAAUUUUGUUUUAUCAUUUGGUACGAUAAGAAAAUCACCGAUCUCAUUUAACGGAAUACAGUAUUCGUUGGAUAAAAUGCAAAAAGAGAAUUAGAAAACAUAAUACUAGUUAUGGUUAUGGAGGAUCAUCCUCCGCUCCAAUUCCUCACCGAAAUUUAGUUCCGCCUUCUUCUGCAUUAUCAAUAAUCAACCUUUAUUCUUACAUCACAACCCAUCUCGGUUUUAUCAAGCAUGGAGGCACCUACGGUCGAUGUGGACCUUUUGCCGAAGAAGAUUGAAAAUGAGAAAGAGAGAGGUCCAAUGUUCCAUUGCGAUUUGCAUGAUACAGAAGUAGUUCACAAGCUGGCACAGAUGUUCUUGCCAGGUUUAGCUUCUGCCUGUGUUGAUAACACAACUGGAGAUCCCUUCAAUACUCCUGGUUCAGUUGCAGUUGAUUUGAAGAGCGAAAUGAUAGAUUUCGUUACACAGAGAAGUGAAUCGUUUGUUGCCGAGUCUGUUAUCUUAGAUAAUGGUGCUGAUGGUGAAGUGUCGGAUCAUCCUUUUGAUAUCAUUUCUUGUUUUGUUGACGACUUUGUAACUUCGAAGAGGAAUUUGUUGAGUCAGGUUUCGGGAUGGUUGCUAAGCGAUAAGAGGGAAGACAAGAUUGAUGAUUUUGUUCAGGAGAUGGAAAUGAAUGGUUUUUGGUUGCUAGACAGAAGAGAAAAAGUUGCAGAAACUUUGCUUAAGAAUGUUGACUUUAAGAACUUGUUUCAUUGCAGCAUGAGUUUUACUAAUGCAGAAGAUCUUGCAAACCAUGUCAAUAACUGCAUCUUCAAACCUGUGUUCUGCGAUAACGAGGGAUGCAAUGCAAGGUUUAGCGCAGGUCAUUUGAAGGAGCAUGAAUCGGAUUGUCCUUUUAAGAUAAUUCCGUGUGAGCAGAAGUGUACAGAUAGCAUUAUGAGACGUGAGAUGGAUAGGCACUGCAUAACUGUCUGUCCGAUGAAGCUUGUGAAUUGCCCUUUCUAUGCGGUUGGUUGUCGAUCGGCUAUUGCUCAAUGUAUGGUUGGAAAACAUUGCUCAGAUGAUCUUCAUUCUCACUUGUUGCACAUGCUUAAAGGGAUCCACAAGGAUGCAUCCGGUGGAGAUCUUAAUCGACGAGUAGAGCAAAUUGUACAGGCAUCAUCAAGCAAUAGAUUAGCAGAAGCUCGAGAUGUGAGAUCUCUAAAAGUGAUUGUCAAAGAUCUUGAAGCUAAGCUCGGACCUUUGGAAGUUAGUGCCAUCGAGAAAACUAGUGCAGAAACAGUUGCCAAGAAUGAAGAUAGUGAAGACAUUGGCACCAAAACAAAUGGAGGUGCACAAGGUUUAACUUCAUCAGAUAAAACUGAAGUGAGUGCUAUAUUUAAUAAUGAAGAAGAUAAGUGAACAUAAGGAAAAUGGAAAACAAGGGUAGUAAAGAGAAUGUGUGAAAAACAUGAAUAGAGUCAAAAAUAAAAUCAAAUAGGACAUUGUAAAUGAUAAGUUGUAAGAGGACAUACAAAUUCUUAGUUGAAAAGUUUUGUGAUAUAUUCAGCUUCUUAAUCUUGGUGAUAUGUUGAUUUUUCUUA